Messenger RNA from Saimiri boliviensis boliviensis (Bolivian squirrel monkey), 2605 nucleotides. It is a transcript of the gene NELFB, whose product is annotated as negative elongation factor complex member B. Gene Ontology annotation, biological process: negative regulation of transcription elongation by RNA polymerase II. The record is from RefSeq and is a predicted model, not a curated record. Gene Ontology annotation, cellular component: NELF complex; nucleus. Lineage: Eukaryota; Metazoa; Chordata; Mammalia; Primates; Cebidae.
CCAGGAACCUGCGCGCGGCCGCGGCGGUGUUUCCCGGGGGCCGGUUGGCGGGCGGACCCAGACGGUGCGGCGCGGAAGUGGGCGGCUGCGGGACGCGCGCGGAGCCGCGCGGCGGGCGGGAGCUGGCCGAGCUGGAGGGCGCGGGGGAGCGGGGCUCGGGCGGCCCCCGGGGCCCGGCAGAGCGGGCUUCUGGGGCGCCUGCGGCGGCGCCGGGGGAGCGGGCUGGGGAUGGGGCGCCGAGCCGGGCGGCGGCCGGGGCCUCGGCCAUGUUCGCGGGGCUGCAGGACCUGGGCGUGGCCAACGGCGAGGACCUGAAGGAGACCCUGACCAACUGCACGGAGCCGCUCAAGGCCAUCGAGCAGUUCCAGACGGAGAACGGCGUGCUGCUGCCCUCUCUGCAGUCGGCCCUCCCCUUCCUGGACCUCCACGGGACGCCGCGGCUGGAGUUCCACCAGUCGGUGUUCGACGAGCUGCGGGACAAGCUGCUGGAGCGGGUGUCGGCCAUCGCUUCGGAGGGGAAGGCGGAGGAGAGGUACAAGAAGCUGGAAGAGCUUCUGGAGAAGAGCUUUUCUCUGGUCAAGAUGCCGUCCCUGCAGCCUGUGGUGAUGUGUGUCAUGAAGCACCUGCCCAAGGUUCCUGAGAAAAAGCUGAAGCUCGUGAUGGCUGACAAGGAGCUGUAUCGAGCCUGCGCCGUGGAGGUGAAGCGGCAGAUCUGGCAGGACAACCAGGCCCUCUUCGGGGACGAGGUCUCCCCGCUGCUGAAACAGUACAUCCUGGAGAAGGAGAGCGCGCUCUUCAGCACAGAGCUCUCCGUCCUGCACAACUUCUUCAGUCCUUCCCCCAAGACCAGGCGCCAGGGCGAGGUGGUGCAGCGGCUGACGCAGAUGGUGGGGAAGAACGUGAAGCUGUACGACAUGGUGCUGCAGUUUCUGCGCACGCUCUUCCUGCGCACGCGGAACGUGCACUACUGCACGCUGCGGGCCGAACUGCUCAUGUCCCUGCACGACCUGGACGUGGGCGAGAUCUGCACCGUGGACCCGUGCCACAAGUUCACCUGGUGCCUGGACGCUUGCAUCCGAGAGCGGUUCGUGGACAGCAAGAGGGCUCGGGAGCUACAGGGCUUUCUGGAUGGAGUCAAGAAGGGCCAGGAGCAGGUGCUGGGGGACCUGUCCAUGAUCCUGUGUGACCCCUUCGCCAUCAACACGCUGGCGCUGAGCACAGUCAGGCACCUGCAGGAGCUGGUUGGCCAGGAGACGCUGCCCAGGGACAGCCCCGACCUCCUGCUGCUGCUCCGGCUGCUGGCGCUGGGCCAGGGAGCCUGGGACAUGAUUGACAGCCAGGUCUUCAAGGAGCCCAAGAUGGAGGUGGAGCUCAUCACCAGGUUCCUCCCGAUGCUCAUGUCCUUCCUGGUAGAUGACUACACUUUCAAUGUGGAUCAGAAACUUCCGGCUGAGGAGAAAGCCGCAGUCUCGUAUCCAAACACACUUCCUGAAAGCUUUACUAAGUUUCUGCAGGAGCAGCGCAUGGCCUGCGAGGUGGGGCUGUACUACGUCCUGCACAUCACCAAGCAGAGGAAUAAGAACGCGCUCCUCCGCCUGCUGCCAGGGCUGGUGGAGACCUUCGGCGACUUGGCCUUUGGCGACAUCUUCCUCCACCUGCUUACGGGCAGCCUGGCGCUGCUGGCGGACGAGUUUGCCCUGGAGGACUUCUGCAGCAGCCUCUUCGAUGGCUUCUUCCUCACCGCCUCGCCCAGGAAGGAGAACGUGCAGCGGCACGCCCUGCGGCUCCUCAUUCACCUGCACCCCAGGGUGGCCCCAUCGAAGCUGGAAGCCUUGCAGAAGGCCCUGGAGCCUACAGGCCAGAGUGGAGAGGCUGUGAAGGAGCUUUACUCUCAGCUUGGCGAGAAGCUGGAGCAGCUGGACCACCGGAAGCCCAGCCCGGCGCAGGCGGCGGAGACGCCCGCCCUGGAGCUGCCCCUCCCCAGCGUGCCUGCCCCUACCCCACUCUGAGGCUCCCCCAGGGAAGCUUGGUGCUGGGGCCCUGCUGAGUCACAGCCAUGGUCAGCCAGAAGGGACUCUCGGACCUGGGUGUGCAGGGCAGUCCCCCCUCCCGGGGCUGUGGCCAGGCCUGUCCUGUGGUCAUGGCCCCCCCUCCUGCUCCCUGGAGCCGGGUCCGGGACUGGCCUGCCAUCCACGCGGCAGCUCCCAGGGCACUGCCUCUCCUUGUACUUUCACAGCCAUAGAAAGUGUGGUCAUCUUCCAUUUUCCUGGGUUAGGAAAAACCCACCUGUUUUCCAAGGGGAGAGGGUGGGGCCGGAGGGUGGGGCGCAGCCUCUGUUUUGGCCCAGCCUGGCCAAGGUGAGGCACACUGCUUUCCACCCUGGGGUGGUGGAGAUGGAGCUGGGACCUCAUGGAGGUCAUGGGCAGCAACCAGGCCUGUGCCAUGGCGCGUGUCCCGGGUCCUGUGCGGAGGGAGCCACCUCACUCUGCAGCCCCAGGUGCCCCAUGGCCUAUUGAGCCACAUUGCUGCCUUCAAUGGCCGCUACCGGGCCAGCUGGGCACACAGGGAGAUUUUAUGUAAAUAAAAGGCAUUUUCGUAAACCUGG